Molecule: messenger RNA, 486 nt
Organism: Sphenostylis stenocarpa
Lineage: Eukaryota; Viridiplantae; Streptophyta; Magnoliopsida; Fabales; Fabaceae
Source: the annotation of a GenBank genome assembly
AUGCAGAAGCACCCUUCUUCUCUGAUGCAUUCCAUCGCCAUGGAAGAACAAGAACCAAAGCUGAUCAGAGAUCAUGGGUCCAAGGAGAAGAAGCAAAACAAGGCCAAGCACUUGCUCAUCCACACUCCCAAUCCCAACCCUUCUCAAACAAUCAUGAGAUUGGCUUCACUUGCCAUCAGCUUCAACGUGAGGUUGAAAUCAUCUGACAUGCCUGUCCACAUGCAGGAACAUGCUCUGCGCCACGCUAGAUCACUCCUUCCUCUUCCCCCUCCUUCUCCAAAGCCUUCAAACACUCUCAUAGCUAGAGCUCUAAAAAAGGAGUUUGACUUGAAGUAUGGACUAGCGUGGCAUUGUGUGAUAGGGAAGAGUUUCGGGUCGUUUGUGAGUCACACUGGUGGAGGGUUCAUCUACUUCUCAAUUGACUCAUUUUCAGUUCUUCUUUUCAAAACUGAGGUUCACUUGGUCACGCAACCACCUCCUCCUUAA